Protopolystoma xenopodis is the source of this 467-nucleotide messenger RNA. The record is from the annotation of a GenBank genome assembly. NCBI's taxonomy places the organism in Eukaryota, Metazoa, Platyhelminthes, Monogenea, Polystomatidea, Polystomatidae.
CGAACCAAGCUAAAGUGGCAAAAGGUCAGACAGAUAGUGCUUGCCUCGAGACGCCUCGCGACGCCCAAGGCCGGCUCCACGAAUCGGAUCUGGCGCCGGAUUCGACAUCCCGACGGCCCGCACGAAGCCGGACUCGUAACAGCUUGGACGAAUGGAGCGUCAACGGGACCGCGAGCCUUCCGCAGUCGUCGCACUGGCCUCAUGCUCUUUAUCUCGACCGUACUCUUCUACGCCACUCUUUUUCCCGUGCUCUGGGUCCACUUUGGCUGGUGGUUGGGCCACGAAACCACUGUGCCACUGCCUCAGGAGACCGUUUGGCCAGUCAGAUCUUCUGGAGCUGUGCAUCACGAGUUCUAUUACGUGAACAACGCAAUCAACGUCGUCAUCUAUUCUUGGCUCAAUCCCAACUUUCGUGCUCGUCUCAGAUCGUUGAAAACCAGCUUAAUGCCUUGACCAGUCCGUCUUAA